AUGAGGGCAGGAGGAGAAGGGCGAUGGAGGAGUGGGAAAGCAGGAGGGCAGGAAGAGGUCAAGGGGGAGCCAGGCGGAGCGCAGGACCCCACGACGCGGCGGAGGAGGGGGGGGGAGUGGCACCGCACAGGACGGCGAGGAGGCAGGAGGAGAGGACGGAGGAAACGGCGUGGAGCAAGAAUAGGGGGCGGCGCCACGGGGCAAGAGCAAGAAGUUGCGGGGGACGGCCGGAAAUCGGGUUCAGGGGAGCGGGCAAGGAAAGGGGGAGGCGGGGGGACAGGACCCGUGACAGGGAAGACCGAAGGAAGCCGAGGCGAAGAGAGAGGAGGCAGGGAGAGAGGAGGGAAGGCGAGCGAGGCCGACGGCAAGCAGGGGAGCGCGCGGCGCAGCGCAAGGAAGAGGGGGCAGGGAAAGAACAGGGGCAAAAGCACCGAGCAAGGCCGGGGGCAAAGCCGGCGGCAGCGGCACGAGCCCGGCCCGCGGGCCACAAAGGACCGACGAAGAAGAAGAAGCCGAGAACAAAAGGCGAGGGAGCGAACCAACGGCGAGGAGAGACAGAAGGGACGGCAGGAAGGGCGGGAGCGACACCCCCCACGGAAGGGAAAGACCCGAAAGGGGCAGGAGGCAGAGAGGCGGCAGAACGCCGGGCCGGCCAAGGGGGGAGGGCGGGGGGCAACCGACGCAAAGCGAACCCAGGGGCCCCCGGAGAGGCGCGAACCACGGAGCACGCAGAGCCCAAAAGCGCAGAGGGCGCCGCCAAAAAGGACGGCGCCGGGCGGGGAACGCAGGAGAGAGGGACCGAAACCAGGAGGGCCGGGAGCGGAGCCCACGGGCGCCGCCAAGACGGGGGGCGCGAACGAGAAAAGGAAAGGCGGGAGCGGGAGAAGCGGCGGGGCCAGGAGGGCCGGAAAACGCACGAGGAGAAGCGGGAGGAGGGAACCAGACAAAACAACAAGCGGGGAAACCAAAGAGGGCGAAAGCCCCGAAACGAGAAGAGAAGGAAGCGGCGCCAGACCAGACAAAGGCGCGGCGAGCCCAGGCAAAGGGCGGGGGGAAGAGAGGCCAGAGGCCACCAAGGAGACAAAGGGAACCGAACCAGACAGGGCCGCCGACGAGAGCGGCGAAAGCGGCCACACGAACAAGCCACCCGGCGCCCCCAAAAGGAGAGGGGAGGAAAGAACCAAAGAGGAGACGGGGACGCAGGGGCAAGGGGGGAAGGGGGCGGACAGCGCCCCCGCCGGGGGCCCAGGGAGCAGAGACACCGCCAAAAGAAAGGGCCGGGAACACGAGAAGAAAAGCACCGAGACCGAACAAGAGGAAGGGAAGACCGAAAAGGGGGGGCAGGGGAGGGCGAGCGGGCCAGACAGAACCAAAAAAGGGAAAAGAGGCGGCAAGCGGCGCAGGGCCCAGAAGGGCAGGAGAAAGACCGCCAAAGCCCAAGACGGCAGAGGAAAGGAAAGGAAGGACGCCGGAGACAAAGGAGGGGAAGGGGGCGAGAACGGCCCCGCCAGGCCCGACCCCCCAACCGAGAGGAGCGAGGGGGGGAAGGAAAAGGAAGCCGGGGGCAGACAGAGGCGGCGCGGGGACGAAAGGAGCCACGGCAAAGAGAGGCAGGGCGCCGGCCCAGAAGACGAGGAAGCCAGCAGGGGCGACAGGAGCCCCGAGGAGGGGACCGGAGAAAGGGAGAAGCGAAGGCGAAAGGGCCAGGAAAGAGCGGGGCCACGGGGGAGAACCGCCGCAGGGAAGAGAAGGGGGGCAGGAGGCGGAGCGGGAGCGGCCAGCCAAGCCACGAAGACCGGCGGGGAAGAGAAGAGGGGGGGGAGAAAGGGGCAAAGGCAGGAGCGGCCGCGGCCCGAAGGGCGGGAGAAACGAAGGCAGAGGCACGGAGGGCAGGGCCAGACCGACGACGCCAAGAGCACGCAGCCAGAAACCGGGGACGGGGACAAAGAACAGAAAGAAAGGGAACCAACGGGGAGGGGAAAAAGCAACCCCAAAGAGGGGGGACCAAAAGCGGGGAGCAGGAACCAGGGAAGAAGGGGCGGCAGAGGGAGGGGGGGGAAAAGCGCGGAAGGGAGGGGCACCAGCACCGGCGGCAAAGAAAGGAGGGGCGACGGGAGCACCAGGAAGAGCGCAGAGCAAGGCAGCGCCCAAGACACCGGCAACGCCCAGCAGAGGAAAGGGGGGCAAGGGCCAAGGAGGAAACCCGGGAAAAAAGAGGAGGAAGCGAAAGAGAGCGGCGACACCAAAACGAGGCGCAAAGAACCAACCAGACGGACCGAGCGGAGAAAGCAAGAAGACAGAAACAAAAACAGCAAGGGGACCAGAGAAGGCGAGGGCAGGAGAAGGCCGCAAGGGAACAGAGCGAGCAAGCGCGAAGGGACGGAACAGGAAACCGAGGAGGCCGAAAGCGCCGGGGAGAGCAACAAAAGGCCACAGACCCCCGAAGGGACACCAACGAGGAAAAGCGCCGGGGGCGGCAGGACCCCAGAGGAACAACAAAGAAGGGGCGAAACGAGGAGCAGGAGGCGAAACGGCGGCAGGGAAGAAAGGGCAACCGGCCACAUGGGGGACAGGAAGGGGACAAAGGGGGGACCGGGAACCAACCGCCGACAGCGAAAGAGGCACAAGGAAAGAGCAAGAGACCGGACCAGCCGACAAAACGAAACGGGCCCGCCGGAACAGGCAGCCAGAGGAGCAAAGAAAGCAGGGGCGGCGGGGGAAAGGGACAAGGCGAGAGGCAGAGGAGCCGCCGAGGCAACGACGGCGACCAGGCCGAGCACCGCAGAACAGAGGGCGGCGACAGCAGAAGAGGCGAGCAGGGCGGGAGGAGGGAGCGGGCACCGGCCCGGCCAAGGGGGGGCGCAAGAGCAAAAGCGGGGAGGGAGGGGGCCAGAAAGGACCGAGGGAAAGCAGGAACGCGAGGGAGGAGGCCGGCAAGGGGGAGGAGGCCGGGAACCGGGAAGGGGCGGCGAGGCCAAGGCAAGCAGAGAGAGGAAGCGGGGAAAAAAAGGGGCAAGGACCAAGCGAGACCCCCCGCAAGAGCAAGACACGGAGCGGCAGACCGAGGCCCAGGCGGAGGCAGGAACGAAGGGGAGGCGGAGAGCGGGGGCGGAGAGGAAGAAAAAGGGCGAAGGGCGAGGUAGACGACAGAGAGGCAGGAGAAGGCGGAAGGGCGGGGGCAGGGCGGGAGGGGCGGCGGAGGAGAGCCCCCGAGCCGGCAGAGGAAGCGAAAACGCCACCAGAGGCGAGCGGGCGCGGAGGGAAGCAAAAGAGCGGCAAGCAAAGCGGGGGGGAGGGGGGGCGGGAGAAAAAGAGGGAAGCCCCCGGGGGCCGGGGAGGCAACAAAGAGGCAAAAAAAGCAAAAAAAAAAAAAGAGGAGACGGGAAACGAAAGGCGCAGGCGCGCAGCGAGGCGCCGGCACGCGGGCGAAAAAAGGAGCGGAGGCAGCGAGAGAGAAAGGGGGGGACAGGAAGCCACAGCGGAGAGAGAGACAGCGAAAGCGACGGACAGAGAAAGGGCGGGAGCCGGAAGCAAAGAAAGAGAGGAAAGGCGCGGGGGGGGGGACGGGGAAGAAACGGGGGAGGGGAGGAAGGAAAGCACAAGGGGCCGCGAAGGGGCGCGGAGAGAAAAGCGAGGAAGAGAGAAAAGGGGGAACAGGGCAGCGGGGAAGAGAAACAAAGGCGGGGGGGAGGCCAAAGAAAGGAAAGGGAAAAAGGAACGGGGCAAGGGCAGCGCGAGCGAAGGGGAAGAGCAGAAGAGGGGAGCGAGGCAGAAGGCAAGGGGCAGGGCCACGACGGGGCGGGGGGGAGGGCGCAACGGGACAAGGGAGGGGGGGGGAGAAGGGAAAAGAGAAGAGGGGAGGAGGCAAGAAGGGACGGGGCAGGAGGCGGGAAGGGAGAGGUGGGGAGCAAGGGAGGGAGGAAACAAAGGCGGACACGGGAGGAAACGAAAGACCGGAAGGAGGAGAAGGAGAACAGCGGAGCCGGGGGAGGAGGGGGACAAAAAAAGACGAGACGGGAGGGGGAGAAAGCCCCGGAGCGGAGGGGAACGAGGACGGACGCCGGACCAGGGCGGGACGCGACCACGGAGGGAAAAGGGCCGAGGCAAGGGAAGGCCGAGAGGGCGAGAAAAGAGCGAGAAGGGACAGCGAGAAGAGGGACAGAGAGAGGCAGGAAGGACAGGCAGGAGACACGGCGCCCAGGAGGGAAGAAGAAGAAAAGGAGGGAGCGAGGAAGGCGAGGGAAAAGGGAAGGAAGGGAGGGGGGCAAGACGGACGCGAAGGGAGGGGAGGGGAGGGAAGGGCGCCCGACCAGAAAAAAGGAACGGAGAGGGGCCAGAGACAGAAGACAGAGACCGACCAGAGGGACAGAAAGGGCAAGAGAGGAAGAGGAGAGGUGA
Messenger RNA from Ipomoea nil (Japanese morning glory), 4398 nucleotides. Its product is annotated as hornerin-like. Lineage: Eukaryota; Viridiplantae; Streptophyta; Magnoliopsida; Solanales; Convolvulaceae. The record is from RefSeq and is a predicted model, not a curated record. The coding region runs from base 1 to 4398 and encodes 1465 amino acids. The transcript has 3 exons.